Metarhizium album ARSEF 1941 is the source of this 297-nucleotide messenger RNA. RefSeq lists its product as uncharacterized. The transcript is spliced from 2 exons. The coding region runs from base 1 to 297 and encodes 98 amino acids. NCBI's taxonomy places the organism in Eukaryota, Fungi, Ascomycota, Sordariomycetes, Hypocreales, Clavicipitaceae. The record is from RefSeq and is a predicted model, not a curated record.
AUGUUAGUCACCAGCGGUCCGCAGGGAUGUUGUGGAGCUCGCGACUCCACUAGAGCCAUGUCACGAGAGAGGGAAUAUGACAAUGCCCAUGACGGUGAUGUUGAUGCUGGUGCGGGUGCGGCUGCCGAUGCUGGUGCUGGUGCCGAUGCUGGUGCUGGUGCUGGUGCUAUUGCUGAUCUGGUGCUGAUGCUGCUGCUGAUGCUGCUGCUGCUGAUGCUGCUGCUGCUGAUGCUGCUGCCGACGCCGACGUCGAUGCUGGAUGCUGCUGAUGCUGAUGCCGAUGCUAAUGCUGAUUGA